AUGUGUAACUAACCUCAAGCAGCAAACAUGGGAGGGGCGGGGACAGCGUGACAGACAACGGCUUCCACCAAUCAGUGAGGGAAAUUCUUUCCGUUCAGCCAAUCAGGAGGCCAGAGCUGCAGAUCCAGGGCCGUCUUCCUCCUCCACCUGCUGAAUGAGAGCUGCGUCCAUAGUAGCAGGUGAAGCUCCGGUGCUGCUGGGAGGAUCCUCAUCCUGAGACUCUAAGAUGGCUGGCACAGCAAGAAAAGACCGCGAGAUGGCAAUGGACGCAAAGAAAAAAUUAGGCACGUGUACAGAUCCAUUGGAGAGGCUUCGUCUGCAGUGUCUCUCCCGAGGCUCUGCGGGAAUCAAAGGCCUGGGAAGAGUAUUUAAGAUCAUGGAUGAUGACAACAGCAGGUCGCUGGAUUUUAAGGAAUUUUUAAAAGGGCUGAAUGACUACGGCGUGAUGAUAGAGAAAAGCGAGGCCCAGCAGCUCUUCUCCAUUUUUGAUAAAGACGGAAGUGGAACGAUAGACUUUGAUGAAUUCUUGGUUACGUUGCGGCCACCUAUGUCAAAUGCAAGGAAGGAGAUGAUCAUGCAGGCGUUUCGAAAACUGGAUAAAACUGGAGAUGGGGUUGUGACCAUUGAGGAUUUACGAGGAGUCUACAAUGCCAAAUACCAUCCGAAGUAUCAGAAUGGGGAGUGGACGGAAGAUCAAGUUUUUAGGAGUUUCCUAGACAACUUUGACUCUCCAUAUGAUAAAGACGGUCAGGUCACUCCGGACGAAUUCACAAACUACUACGCUGGUGUCAGCGCUUCGAUCGAUACGGAUGUUUACUUCAUCACCAUGAUGAAGAACGCCUGGAAAUUAUAAGCGUGACAAAAGAAGAAUUCCUUAACUAUUAUUCGGGAGUGAGCGCAUCGAUUGAUAGCGACGUUUAUUUUAUACUGAUGAUGAAGAGCGCCUGGAAGAUGUGAUAUACAGAAAUAUAUAUAUUUUUUACAAUUGUGUUUUUGAUUUUUUUCCGGUACUCUAGGAUCCACCCCCAAUCCUGUAGGAUUUGGGGAUAUAAACUUUACUGAUUUUUUAUUUAUUUUUUUAUACUUUACAUCAAUGGUUUACAUCAAGACCCUAAAAUGGAUGAAGAAUUGGGCUUAUAAUAAUGCUUAAUUCCAAACAUAGUCCCUCGUCCCGCUAUAUUGGUGUCUGGUAUUUCAGGUUGUUGGGAUCAGAUACGUUCUUAUCAUCUGUACUGCAUGGUUGACUGGAUUCACACUGAAUUUAUAGCCUGAGGACUCCUAUACCUCCAAUAAAAGAGUGCAGCAUAGAUUGGGAUAUGUGGCAUGCUCCCAGAAGGAAGCCUCUUCUUCUCACAGUCUCCAUUUCACCUUCUAGGUGUUAACAAGAACUGGGUCCUCUGAUGAAUCACACAUGGUGAAACACGUAGGAGAUGAUUUUGGGAGCAGGCACUUUUUAUCUUUUUAGGGCUUACCUGGUCAGGGUUAGGCACUAAAGUUACAGGGGUCCCCCUUAUUAGGACGAGUGCCUCAACUAUGUACUACCAUCUAAGCUAUAGUCCUUUGUAAGCAAAAAGUCUCUGGGGGUUAAUUUACUGUUAUUAGGGACAUUUUUGUGGACAUAGAAACACUCCAAGUAUAGGGUAUAAACCCAACUUUUGCCAUUUUAUGUGCAGCAUAGUUUUGCUUCUUUUUACAAUUGUUUUUAAUGUUUUUUUUUUUUUUUUUCUUCAUUUUAGCUAUUCUACUAAUCAUAUAACACAAGGCUAGUUUUACACUUCAACUCACAGUUGACAUCGAUGGGUCCCGACAGAUUCAAAUGACUUAAAGCAGAACUUCCAUUCAUAUAAACAUAUCCCCUAUUCGCCGGGUCGCCGGGGUCCGACCGCUCGAUCUCCUGUACUGCGCUCCCGCUCUCUGCAUGAAAAGAGCGGUGUCAACCAUAGCAAGAAGCUGCAGCUGACAAGCCCUCUCAAUGCAGCUCUAUGGCAGAGCCGGAGAUUGCCAAGUGACACGCCCCAUGUCAGCUGCAGCUUCGUGCUGUGGUCGACAUACCCCAUUCAGGAGGAGAGCCUGGCUGCCGUUCGGGAGAUCGCGGGGGGUCCCAGCGAUUAGAUAGGCCAUCAUACAUGAGUCUACCCCAGUGUUUCUCAACCAGGGUGCCUCCAGCCAAAGGCUGUCCGGGUGUGCUGGGAGUUGUAGGGUGCUGGAGGCACCCUGGUUGGGAAACACUGAGGUAGACUUAUGUAUGAUAUGGUGGCCUAUUUAUAUAAGGCCAAAAAAUUUGUAUAUGGGUAUUUGUUUUUAACAAUAAACAAUUGAUUCGGAGAGUCUUUAGACCCUUUCAAUUUUUUCACAUUUUGUUAUGUUGCGGCCUUGUGCUAUAAAAUAAAAAAUAAUUUAUCAUUGCCCCCAUCCAUCAAUCUGUACUCAAUGUUGAUGGAGAACCUUUGUCCCAGUCUGAGGUCUGGAUCAGGUUUUCAUUAAGAACUAGCUGAGUACCCAGCGUUGCCCGGUUUUUCCUACCUUAUCCUUGUGGGGGAGAAAAAGCAACAAAGAAGGAAGCUUUUGUCCUCAUAUCCCAUCCUUAAAUCCUGACCCCAUAUCCGCUCCUCAUAUCCCGACCCCAAAUCCCCUCCUCGAAUUCCAAACUCAUAUCCUGCCCUCAUAUCUUGACCUCAUAUCCCGACCCCAUAUCCCGACCUCAUAUCCUGUCCCUAUAUCCCGUUCCCCUAUCCCGUCCUAUCCGGUCUUCAUAUCUAAUCCUCAUUUCUAAUCCUCAUAUCCCAUCCUCAGGUGGGGCUGUGUUGUGGUAAAGAUAUUGUAAGCUGAAAAUAAAAGGAGUGUGGCUUAAAGGGUGGGCAUGUAUUUGCAAGAUGGGGCAUGAAAUGCGGGGAUGGUUUGGCCAGCCAGCCGGACUGACGCAUUCACCAGGAGAUGCAGAGCGGAGCUUGUGGAGUAAGGUACCAGAAGUCCCAUAUACUUGUAUGGGACUUGAAACAAAAACGCCAACCUUCACAUAAGGGGGUAGGUUAGGAUUAAUUUAACUAUUAAAUAUUUUUAAUUUUAACAUGUGA
This is a messenger RNA of Hyla sarda, 3074 nucleotides long. RefSeq names its product calcyphosine like (gene CAPSL). The transcript is spliced from 6 exons. The record is from RefSeq and is a predicted model, not a curated record. Lineage: Eukaryota; Metazoa; Chordata; Amphibia; Anura; Hylidae. The coding region runs from base 227 to 853 and encodes 208 amino acids. Gene Ontology annotation, molecular function: calcium ion binding.